Messenger RNA from Plenodomus lingam JN3, 336 nucleotides. RefSeq lists its product as uncharacterized. The record is from RefSeq and is a predicted model, not a curated record. NCBI's taxonomy places the organism in Eukaryota, Fungi, Ascomycota, Dothideomycetes, Pleosporales, Leptosphaeriaceae.
AUGCCCGAAAAACCCCUGAAUGUGCCAGGACCGACCAAAUUGAUUGGGAAUAUCACUACCUUCACCACAGCCCCUCCAACUACUACUGCGCCUGCAAAGAAAAACAUCUGGGAAGGUGUCCCAGUAGGCAUCAAGUCUAGCAGCAGCAGUGUCGACGCAACGGUAGAUAGCAACGAGGGGCGGUUUGACGCCAAAUCUCUCGAAACAGCAAGUACAUGGGCGACAGAUUGGUUUCUGAAACCAGCAAGAAAGGCAAAUGAGGUGAGGGAAGUAGCGAGGAAAUUGGAUGGGGCGAAUAUGGAUAACAAGGAUGGUGGUGAUCGUAAGCAGAAGUGA